Molecule: messenger RNA, 3759 nt
Organism: Iphiclides podalirius (scarce swallowtail)
Lineage: Eukaryota; Metazoa; Arthropoda; Insecta; Lepidoptera; Papilionidae
Source: the annotation of a GenBank genome assembly
AUGCGAGACGUUUGGAUCGGCUCACUCAAAGGCUAUUAUUUGCUUUCGCAUCACGGGAUAAGCAAGCGUUCUACGGAACCCAGCCACGAGCAUCACCGAAGGUUGAACGAUGAACCGCAGGUGCGAUGGUUCCAACAGCAGCGCGAGAGGCGGAGGGUGAAGCGUGACUACACGCAGAGGGAGAGCGCCCUCUGGUCUCAGAUCAAUCGACGUUUGCCUUCGCACCGGACGAGGCAUCGGGCUUUAAAUCCGACGCCGUACUUCCCCGACCCCCUGUUCAAGGAGCAAUGGUACCUGAACGGCGGUGCCAAAGAUGGCCUUGAUAUGAACGUUGCACAAGCAUGGCAGAAGGGCUACACGGGAAAAGGAAUCGUGGUGUCCAUCCUCGACGACGGUAUUCAAACCAAUCAUCCUGACCUCGCGCAGAACUAUGACCCCCACGCGUCCACCGAUAUCAAUGGCAACGACGACGAUCCGAUGCCACAAGAUAACGGUGACAACAAACACGGAACUAGAUGCGCCGGUGAGGUCGCUGCAGUCGCAUUCAAUCAAUACUGCGGUGUCGGCAUAGCUUACAACGCCAGUAUAGGUGGGGUCCGGAUGUUGGAUGGCGUUGUCAAUGACGCAGUCGAAGCUAGAGCUCUGGGUUUAAAUCCGGACCACAUCGAUAUAUACAGUGCCUCUUGGGGACCCGAAGAUGAUGGCAAGACUGUUGACGGACCUGGCCCGUUAGCCCGGAGGGCAUUCAUUUACGGUGUGACAAGUGGACGCCGGGGUAAGGGAAGCAUAUUCGUAUGGGCUUCGGGUAACGGCGGAAGGCAUACUGACUCUUGCAAUUGCGACGGCUACACAAAUAGUAUAUUCACGUUAUCCAUCUCGAGUGCUACACAAGGGGGGUACAAACCGUGGUAUCUCGAGGAAUGUUCGUCCACGCUCGCCACCACGUACAGUUCAGGCACGCCGGGGCACGAUAAAAGCGUGGCAACCGUCGAUAUGGACGGGAGAUUGAGACCCGAUCACAUUUGUACAGUAGAGCACACGGGUACAUCAGCCUCUGCCCCUCUGGCGGCAGGCAUUUGCGCUUUGGCUUUGGAAGCCAACCCUGAUUUGACGUGGAGAGACAUGCAAUAUUUAGUAGUUCUUACGUCACGGCCGCAGCCCUUAGAGAAGGAGACGGGCUGGCUCGUAAACGGUGUGAAGAGGAAAGUAAGCCAUAAAUUUGGCUACGGUUUGAUGGACGCCACGGAGAUGGUUAAUCUAGCCGAGCAAUGGGUGUCUGUGCCGCCACAACAUAUAUGCAAGUCGCAAGAAAUCAACGAAGACAAGUCAAUUGAAUCUUCAUACGGAUAUACCUUAAGCGUUCACAUGGACGUUAACGGCUGUAGCUCGACUGUCAACGAGGUAAGAUAUCUGGAGCACGUCCAAUGUAAAAUAUCACUGAGGUUCUUCCCAAGGGGUAACCUGCGAAUACUACUCACGUCUCCGAUGGGAACAACGUCCACUCUUCUGUUUGAGAGACCCCGUGAUGUCGUCAGUUCCAAUUUCGACGACUGGCCCUUCCUAAGUGUUCAUUUCUGGGGAGAACGCGCCGAGGGCAGAUGGACUUUGCACAUUGUUAAUGCCGGAAACCGGCACGUGAAUCAGCCGGGCAUUCUGAAGAAGUGGCAGUUGAUAUUCUACGGCACAUCCAUCGAGCCCGUAAGAUUGAGGAGCAAGAAACCUCCAGCGAUCGCGCCCCCAUUCGCAUUCCCAACGGCCGCUGACGGCUACGACUCCGCCGGUGAUUCUUUUUACAAUACUGACGCGUUUGCCAACUAUCAGAACUUUCCCAGCCUCUUCGCGGCCGGCUCUGACCCGGAGAAGGCGAUAGCACAGCUCGAUGGACACAACGUCCCUUCACCGCAUGGGGAGAACGUCCUCGCCGAUAGUAACGACAAGCGCGUCAUACACGAAUGCGAUCCCGAAUGCGAUGGACAAGGCUGUUACGGCAAAGGACCGACGCAGUGCAUCGCUUGUAAGCACUACCGUCUCGAAGACGCCUGCGUCUCCCGCUGCCCCCCGCGCAGUUUCGCCAACCAGGGCGCGGUCUGCUGGCCGUGUCACGAAUCGUGCGAAACCUGCGUUGGUCCCGGUCAGGACUCGUGCCUCACCUGCGCCCCGGCGCAUCUGCUCGUCGCGGACUUGGCGGUGUGCCUCCAACAGUGCCCCGACGGCUACUGGGAGGACAGCGAGGCCUCUGUGUGUCGGCCGUGUGCCGCGCACUGUUCCACUUGCUCUGAGAGGGCCGACGCGUGCACGUCGUGCGAGCACCAUCUGGUCCUCCACAACGGGACCUGUUUGGCCUCGUGUCCGCCGUCGUACUUCGAGACGGAGGACUACACGUGCGCCAAGUGCCACGCCUCUUGCGACACUUGCGAGGGCUCCGGCGCCGCGCAAUGCGUCACCUGCCACCCGUCCAGCUACUCGCUCGAAGGUCGGUGUGUCAACGCCUGCCCCGGCGGCUACUACGCCGACAAGAAGAGAAAAGAAUGUAUGAAAUGCCCAGUGGGGUGUUCCACGUGUAUAAGCACUUACUGUUUGUCCUGCGACGCCAAUUGGGAACUGAACAAAAAGGGUAAAUGCGUCCUCAAUGGCGCCGAGAAGUGCAACGUGGGUGAAUUUUCCGAUGGCACCAACUGCAACCGAUGUCACAGCGCUUGCGAUUCGUGCUACGCCGACAACGAUUUGAGUUGUUUGACGUGCCCAUCGCCAAAUCUCUUGGAGAAUUACAAAUGCGUUACGGAGUGCAGCCGAGGUUUCUAUUCGGAGGCUGGCAGGUGCACGCGCUGCGUUCACGGUUGUUCAGAGUGCGUUUCGAGGCUCAACUGUACCGCUUGCGCUGGUUCGUUACGUUUGCAAUCGGGCGCCUGCAGAACGUCCUGCGCUGAUGGGUACUACGCGGAUAGGGGCACAUGCUCAAAGUGCUACUUGUCUUGUCGAACAUGCAUCGGCCCACGGCGGGAUCAAUGCGCGUCUUGUCCAUCUGGCUGGAGGCUGGCGGCCGGCGAGUGUCAUCCGGAGUGUCCGCAGGGAUUCUAUCAGAGCGUAGGUGGCUGUCGCCGCUGCCACCACUACUGCCGCGAGUGCGACGGCUCCGGCCCGUUGCACUGCAAGUCCUGCCCGCCCCGCUUCAUGCUAGAUGGCGGGCUAUGUAUGGAGUGCCUCGGCUCUCAGUACUACGAGGAGAGCAGUGGAACGUGCCGCUCUUGUCAUGCCUCAUGCCGCUCCUGUUCCGGACCCGGCAGGUUCAGUUGCACGGCGUGCUCCAGGCCCCUAAGGCUGGACAGGCUGAACAAUCAAUGUGUGCCCUGCUGCUCGGAGCGGGGCAUCCCCGCCAACUCCUCGACCACGUCCGAAUGCUGCCACUGCAAUCCCGAUAAUGGCGAGUGCAUAAACUCCUCGGUGGCCGGCAAGCGGCGGAUAGCUGAGUGGGGCGCGUUGCACACCGAAGCGAGCGAGCGCUCGGCGCCCCCUCUCUCGACGGUCACGCUCGCGGUGUUCGCGGCGGCCGCGGCGGUAUUGCUCGCGGCGCUGUUCGCGUUGCAGAUGCGCAGCGUUCGCCGUCCGAAGGCGGCCGUCCGCGGCGUUCUAUAUUCGCCGCUCGCUUGCAACGAGGAGGGCGAGGUGACCUCGCGCGCCGAAUUCGCCGUCGUCGAGCCGCCGAACGAGCGCGAACGCGAACGCGAACACGAGCACGAACCGCUCCUGGAACAUUCCACA